UGGGUCGGCCUCCCAAGCUGUCACAACACUUCCUAGUGAGGCUGAUGGUGUGCAUCAUCAAAGAUGGCUUUCAGAGUUGGAUGGUUCAUCGUUAACGAUCAGUUUAUUAAGUGAGGCUUUAGCAGACAAAUAAAAAGUCCUAGUGUUUAUAGAAGACGGGAGCAGUGGACGGAAGCCGUCGCAAGCAGUGUCCAUCACCUGCGACGCGCUACGGCCGCCUGCUUCCUUGCAGUAUUUUUAUCGUCACUACAGCUCAUGCUAGCGGGAUAGCUAGCUCAUUUGUAAAUAUUAGCCAGCUAGCUAACGUUAGCGACAUCUGAUCCCGUUAAAAUGGCCACCAUGGAGAAAUUGAUGAAGGCCUUUGAGUCUCUUAAGUCAUUCCAGCAACAACAGGGACCACCGUCGGCUGAAGAGCUAGUUCAAAAACAGAAAAAAGAUCUUGCUACCACCAAAAAGGAUCGGGUGACCCACUGUCUGACGAUAUGUGAAAACAUUGUGGCACAGUCUCUAAGUACUGGGAUCAGAACCUCGCCAGAGUUCCAGAAGCUGCUGGGCAUCGCCAUGGAGAUGUUCCUGCUGUGCACCGAUGAUAAGGAGUCUGAUGUCAGGAUGGUGGCGGACGAGUGCCUCAAUAAAAUCAUCAAAGCAUUGAUGGACUCCAACUUGCCCAGGCUGCAGCUGGAGCUCUACAAAGAAAUUAAGAAGAAUGGCGCCCCCCGUAGUCUGCGAGCUGCCUUGUGGAGGUUCGCAGAGCUGGCCCAUCUCAUUCGGCCGCAGAAGUGCAGACCCUAUCUCGUCAACCUCCUACCCUGUUUGACGCGCAUCGCUAAGCGCCAGGAGGAAGCGGUGCAGGAGACUCUGGCCGCCGCUAUUCCCAAGAUAAUGUCUGCCCUGGGUCAGUUUGCCAAUGACGGAGAGAUCAAGGUGUUGCUGAAGGCGUUUGUAGCUAAUCUUAAAUCCAGCUCGCCCACCAUCCGCAGAACCGCAGCCAGCUGUGCAGUCAGCGUGUGUCAGCACUCACGCAGAACACAUUACUUCUACACCUGGCUCCUCAAUGUGCUGCUGGGCCUGGUGGUGCCCGUGGAUGAGGAGCGGCCCAAUCACCUGAUCCUGGGCGUGCUGCUCACCCUGCGCUACCUGAUGCCUCUGCUCCAGCAGCAGGUGCCCAACACCAGCCUCAAGGGCAGCUUCGGCGUCAUGCGCAAGGAGGCCGACAUCUCCCCGUCCCCGGAGCAGCUGGUCCAGGUGUACGAGCUGACGCUGCACUACACGCAGCACUGCGACCACAACGUGGUGACCGCCUCGCUGGAGCUGCUGCAGCAGGUGUUCCGCACGCCGCCCCCCGAGCUGCUGCACGCGCUCAUCACGCCCGGCACCCUGCCCCGCCCCACCGUCUUCCGCCAGGAGGUGGAGGGCCGAGCCCGCAGCGGCAGCAUCGUGGAGCUCAUCGCUGGCGGAGGCUCGUCGUGGAGCCCGCUCCUCCUCAGGAAGCAGAAAGGAAAAGUGCUUUCGGGGGAGGAGGAGGGGUUAGAGGAUGACCCCGAAACGAGGGCAGAGGUCACCAGCUCCUUCGCAGGCAGCGAGUCUGGCAGCGAGGUGUUGGGGCCGUCGGCAGACAUCAUCACGCAGCAGCCACGCUCCUCCCAGCAUGCCAUGCAGCCGGGCGACUCGGUAGAGCUGAGCGCCACCUCCGAGCAGGGCGCGGGCACCAGCAGCGGAGCAGGCAGCGACAGCGGGCCUGACGAGGCCGAGGACGACCGCGAGGACGAGGACAUGCUGAGCCGCAGCUCCAGCGGUGGAGCGGGAGGCAGUGGCGUCCCCACGGCAACGGUGGCAACCGGCGAGGAGUCUGUGACGGAUGGCAACUCCAGACAGGACCCGCAGCAGCAGCAGGGGCCCUCUGUGGCCCCGAGUGACAGCUCCCAGACCACCACGGAGGGGCCUGACUCGGCCGCCACGCCCUCGGAGUGCCCCGAGCUCGUUCUGGAUGGCAGCGAGAGUCAGUAUUCAGGAAUGCAGAUUGGAACACUACAGGAUGAGGAAGAGGAGGGAGGAGCCCCUGCCCCAGAGGAGCCACUGGAACCCUUCGCCCAAUCGGUGUUAGCCUUGAGCAAGCCCCACCUGCUGGAGGGGAAAGGGCACAACAGGCAGGCGUCUGACAGCAGUGUGGACCGCUUCAUACCAAAGGAUGAGCCGCCGGAGCCCGCUGACCCGGAAAUCAAGCCAUCCAGGAUAAAAGGGGAGAUUGGACACUACACCGACCUGAAGGAGCCUCUGGUUCACUGCGUGCGCCUCCUGUCAGCCUCCUUCUUGCUCACUGGGCAGAAAAAUGGUGUGGUGCCCGACCGAGAGGUGCGUGUGAGUGUGAAGGCCCUGGCAGUGAGCUGUGUGGGGGCGGCCGCCGCUCUCCACCCGGAGGCCUUCUUCAACACGCUCUACCUGGAGCCGCUAGACGGCCAAGCCCCAGGCGAGCAACAGUACAUCAGUGACAUCCUGACGUACGUGGAACACGGGGACCCCCAGAUCCGCGGGACCACGGCCAUCCUCUGUGGGGCUCUGAUCCAGGCCAUCCUGCUCAAGACACGCUUCAACGUGGAGGCCUGGCUGCCCACCGUCCACAGCGCCACUGGUAACCCCAUCUCUCUGGUGGACUUAGUGCCUCUGCUGCAGAGGUGCUUGCGGGAUGAGUCAUCUGUGACCUGUAAGAUGGCCUGUGCUGCAGUGAGGCACUGCAUCAUGGCUCUGAGCAGCAGCAGCUUCAGUCAGCUGGGCCUGCAGCUGCUCAUUGACCUGCUGGCCCUCAGGGACUGCUCUUACUGGCUCGUCCGCACGGAGCUGCUGGAGACCGUGGCUGAGAUGGACUUCAGAUUGGUUAAUUUCCUUGAGCGGAGAACGGAUACUUUGCACAAAGGAGAACAUCAUUACACUGGGCUGCUCCGACUGCAGGACAGGGUCCUCCGUGAUGUCAUCAUCUACCUUCUGGGGGACGACGACCCCAGAGUCAGACGUGUUGCUGCUGCUACUGUCAACAGGGUGGUGUCACGGCUGUUUUACGACUGUGACCAGGCGCAGGCUGACCCCGUGGUGGCCAUCGCUCGUGAGCAGAGCAGUGUGUACCUCCAGCUGCUGAUGCACGAGACCCAGCCACCCUCCCAGUUCACCGUCAGCACCAUCACCAGGACGUACAGAGGCUACAACUUGGCUCAGGGUACGUCUGACGUGACUAUAGAGAACAACCUGUCCCGGGUUAUAAGCGCGGUGUCCCACGCCUUCUCCUCCUCCACCUCCAGAGCCCUCACUUUUGGCUGCUGUGAGGCCCUGUGCCUGUUGAGCUCCAGCUAUCCGGUGUGCAGCUGGAGCACAGGCUGGCACUGUGGCUACGUCAGCUCCACCAUCAGCCACCUCAGCCGCUCCAGCCAGUACCGCAGCCGUGGCCGCUCACACAGCCUGUCCCAGUCGAGCACUGCUGAGGAGCCCAGGAGAUGCCUGACCGUGGGCAUGGCCAACAUGGUGCUGUCCCUGCUCUCCUCCGCCUGGUUCCCCCUGGACCUCUCUGCCCACCAGGACGCCCUGCUGCUGGCUGGGAACCUGCUGGCCGCCGCCUCCCCCAAGUGCAUGAAGAGCCCGUGGAGCGGCGAGGAGGAGACCAACGCCGCGGUGGCCAAGCCGGAGGAGCCCUGGCCCGCGCUCGGUGACCGCUCGCUCAUCGGCAUGGUGGAGCAGCUCUUCUCCCACCUCCUCAAGGUGCUCAACAUCUGUGCCCACGUGCUGGACGACACCGCCCCCGGACCCGCCGUCAAGGCCUCGCUGCCCUCCCUGGCCAACCCUCCGUCUCUGAGUCCCAUCCGCAGGAAGGGCAAAGACAAAGACAUGGCCGAGCCCAGCAUCGCCCCCAUGAGCCCCAAGAAGGGAGGCGACUCCAACACAGGCCGGCCAGCAGACAGCACGGUGGCGGCCCCUGUCAACAAGUCCACCACCCUGGGCAGUUUCUACCACCUCCCUCCAUACUUGAAGCUUUACGAUGUCCUGAAGGCCACUUAUGCCAACUAUAAGGUGACACUGGACCUCCACAGCACUAAUGAGAAGUUUGGCGGUUUCCUGCGCUCCACACUGGACGUGCUCUCUCAGCUGCUGGAGCUGGCCACUCUGCACGACAUCGGAAAAUGUGUGGAGGAAGUCCUAGGUUAUCUGAAAUCCUGCUUCUCCAGAGAGCCAACCCUGGCCACUGUCUGUGUGCAACAGCUACUGAAGACCUUAUUCGGGACCAACCUGGCCUCCCAGUACGAGGGGGCGGCCUCGCACCCGUGCCGCUCCCAGGGGAAAGCCCUGCGCCUGGGCUCGUCCAGCCUGCGGCCCGGCCUCUACCACUACUGCUUCAUGGCGCCCUACACCCACUUCACCCAGGCGCUGGCCGACGCCAGCCUCAGGAACAUGGUGCAGGCCGAGCAGGAGCAGGACCCCUCAGGGUGGUUUGAUGUCAUGCAGAAGGUGUCCAGUCAGAUGAGGUCCAGCAUCACCAAUGUCACACGCCACAGAGGAGACAAGAAUGUCAUCCACAACCACAUCCGGCUGUUUGAGCCGCUGGUGAUCAAGGCCCUGAAGCAGUACACCACCAGCACCUCUGUGGCGCUGCAGAGGCAGGUCCUGGACCUGCUGGCCCAGUUGGUGCAGCUCCGGGUCAACUACUGCCUGUUGGACUCGGACCAGGUGUUCAUUGGCUUUGUGCUCAAGCAAUUUGAGUACAUUGAAUUGGGCCAGUUCAGGGAUUCAGAGGCGAUCGUACCCAAUAUUUUCUUCUUCCUGGUGCUUCUGUCGUAUGAGCGCUACCACUCCAAACAGAUCAUCAGCAUCCCAAAGAUCAUCCAGCUGUGUGAUGGCAUCAUGGCCAGCGGGAGGAAGGCAGUCACCCACGCCAUCCCUGCUCUGCAGCCUAUCGUCCACGACCUGUUUGUGCUGCGGGGCUCAAACAAGGCAGACGCCGGGAAAGAACUGGAGACCCAGAAGGAGGUGGUGGUGUCCAUGCUGCUUCGCCUGAUACAGUACCAUCAGGUGCUGGAGAUGUUCAUCCUGGUGCUGCAGCAGUGUCAUAAAGAGAAUGAGGACAAGUGGAAGAGGCUUUCUCGCCAAAUCGCCGACAUCAUCCUGCCCAUGAUCGGCAAGCAGCAGAUGCAUCUGGACUCUCCCGAGGCGCUGGGCGUGCUCAACACCCUGUUUGAGACGGUGGCUCCCUCCUCACUCAGGCCCGUCGACAUGCUGCUCAAGAGCAUGUUUGUCACUCCGGCCACCAUGGCCUCUGUGGGGACAGUGCAGCUGUGGGUGUCUGGGAUCCUGGCCGUGCUGCGUGUCCUCAUCUCCCAGUCCACAGAGGACAUUGUGCUGUCCCGCGUGCAGGAGCUGUCCCUGUCCCCCUACCUGCUGUCCUGCCCCACCAUCCGCCGCCUUCACAGCGAAGUUGCGGCCCAGGCCCCACCCCCUCCGCAACCAGCCGUCUCCCAGGAGACCAACGGCGAGCCCCAGCGCUUCCCACCUGAGGAGACCUUUGCCAGGUUCCUGCUGCAGCUGGUGGGUGUGCUGCUGGAGGACAUCUCCAGUAAGCAGGUGAAGGUGGACAUGAGUGAGCAGCAGCACACCUUCUACUGCCAACAGCUGGGCACGCUGCUGAUGUGCCUCAUCCACAUCUUUAAGUCCGGAAUGUUCCGGCGCAUCACUGCAGCCGCCACCAAGCUGCUGAAGGCCGAGGAGCCCGUGUCGGGCUCGGAGCCCGGGGUGGAGGAGGGCAUAUUCUACAGCCUGGAGGAUCUGAACGCGCUGGUGCUGCGCCUCAUCACCACCCACCCUCCCCUGGUGCUGCUCUGGUGCCAGGUGCUGCUCAUCAUCAACUACACCAACUACACCUGGUGGUCCGAGGUGCACCAGACGCCCAGGAGACCCAGCAUGUCCGGCACCAAGCACUCGUCUGGGGAGGGGGAUGAGGACCGGCAGGAGGGCCGCCUGGCCAUGUGCAACAGAGAGAUCGUCCGCCGGGGGGCGCUCAUCCUCUUCUGUGACUAUGUGUGCCAGAACCUGCACGACUCCGAACACCUGACGUGGCUGACGGUGAAUCACGUGCAGGACCUGAUCCGCCUUUCCCAUGAGCCUCCGGUGCAGGACUUCAUCAGCGCCGUCCACCGCAACUCUGCUGCCAGCGGCCUCUUUAUCCAGGCCAUCCAGUCCCGCUGUGACAAUCUCGCCAGCCCCACUAUGCUGAAGAAGACUCUGCAGUGCCUGGAGGGGAUGCACCUGAGCCAGUCGGGGGCGCUGCUCCUGCUCUACGUGGACAAGCUGCUGAACACGCCCUUCAGAGUGCUGGCGCGCAUGGUGGACACGCUGGCCUGCCGCCGCGUGGAGAUGCUGCUCGCCGAGACGCUGCAGAACAGUAUAGCCCAGCUGCCCGUGGAGGAGUUGGACCGGAUCCAGGAGUAUCUGCAAAGCAGUGGGCUGGCUCAGAGGCACCAGAGGUUCUACUCCCUGCUGGACAGGUUCAGAGCCACUGUCGCCGAGGAUACCACUAGUCCCGCCCCUCCUGUCAGCUCACACCCACUGGAUGGGGAGCCACCUCCUCCCCCAGAGAGCGUUGUCGCCAAUAAGGAGUGGUAUGUGACGCUGGUGAAGUCUCAGUGUUGUGUCAGUAGUGAGGGAGCCCUGUAUGAGACCACAGACCUCCUGACCAAACUACCCCAGGAGGACCUCAGGGCCAUCAUGGCGUGCAAGGAAUUUAACCUGGCCCUGCUGGCUCCCUGCCUGAGUGUCGGGGUGCAAAGACUGACUCAGGGUCAGGGUGCGGUCCUAUUGGACACCGCUCUCCAGAUUACCAUGGAGCGCCUGUCCGCCACCACUGCGCUCCUCCCCACCCCCCACCACUCCUUCCUGCCCCCCAGUGACGCUGAGGCGGAGCCUAAGGACUACUGGGAAAAACUUGCCGAUGUCUAUAGCGAGCCGGGCCUCUAUCAGACGGUGCUGAACCUGUGUGGGGCUCUGAGUCAGUACCUGCUCUCUCUACCAAAGCUGCCCUCCUCCCUGCACAUCACCCCAGACAGAGAGGCCCUGGUGGCCUCCUUCACCACACUCACCAUAGAGGUUGUGGUGUGGCGCGUGCUGCAGGACCAGCUGCCUGUGAGUGUGCACCUGCAGUCUGCCCUGUCCUGCGUGUGUCUGGCUCUGCAGCAGCCGGCCGUGUGGAGCCUGCUGGCCUCGGGCCCCUACCUCAGCCAGGCCAUCUCCAUCAUCCACUGCGUACGCCUGCUCAUCCACGCAGUCGCUGUGGGGCCUGGCGACCAGCUGCUGCGUGCGGAGAGGAAGAGGUCUCGCUCUGAGUCUGGGGAAGAUGAAGUGGACUCAGUCAAAGACAAUGUGAGCAAGCAACGAGCAUGUGAGGUGAUGGUGGAGUUGGUGGAGGGCUUGCAGACUGCACUCUACCUGGGCCACCCCAGGAACAGCUCUCUCCCAGCAUUCCUCACUCCCACCUUGCGCAACAUCAUCAUCAGCCUCGCCAGGCUGCCGCUCGUCAACAGCUACACCCGUGUGCCACCACUGGUCUGGAGGUUGGGCUGGUCCCCCAGGCGCGGUGGUGAGUUUGGCACGGCGCUGCCAGAGAUCCCGGUGGAGUUCCUGCAGGAGAAGGACAUCUUCAGGGAGUUCCUGUACCUCAUCAACACUCUGGGGUGGAGCAGUCGGACGCAGUUUGAGGAGACCUGGGCCACACUGCUGGGGGUGCUGGUCACCCAGCCAAUCGCCAUGGACCAGGAGGAGGAGACUCAGCAGGAGGAGGAUCUAGAGCGGACUCAGAUCAACGUGCUUGCAGUGCAGGCCAUCACCUCUCUGGUGCUGAGCGCCAUGACGCUGCCUGUGGCAGGAAACCCCGCGGUCAGCUGCCUGGAGCAGCAGCCACGCAACAAGACCCUCAAAGCCCUGGAUACCAGACUUGGCAAGAAGUUGAGCGUGAUCCGGGGCGCGGUGGAGCGAGAGAUCCAGUCCAUGGUGUCCAAGAGGGACAACGUGGCCACAAACUUCCUCUACCAGGCCUGGGACCCGGUGCCCUCGCUGUCCUCCUCCUCUGCUGCAGGCACCCUUAUUAGCCACGAGAAGCUUCUACUACAGAUCAACACAGAGAGAGAGAUGGGCAACAUGGACUACAAACUGGGCCAGGUUUCCAUUCAUUCCGUGUGGCUGGGGAACAACAUCACCCCUCUGAGGGAGGAGGAGUGGGACGAGGACGAGGAGGAUGAGGCAGAUGCCCCAGCGCCAGCCUCACCCCCGAUCUCUCCCAUCAACUCAAGGAAGCACCGUGCUGGGGUAGACAUCCACUCCUGUUCCCAGUUCCUCCUGGAGCUCUACAGUCAGUGGAUCUUGCCUGGGAGCCCCAGUAACCGCAAGACCCCUGUCAUCCUCAUCAGUGAGGUGGUGCGCUCGCUGCUGGCAGUGUCGGACCUGUUCACUGAGAGGAAUCAGUUUGACAUGAUGUUCUCCACCCUGAUGGAGCUGCAGAGAGUCCACCCCCCUGAAGAUGAGAUCCUCAAUCAAUACCUCGUGCCAGCCAUCUGCAAGGCCGCCGCCGUGCUGGGCAUGGAUAAGGCCACGGCAGAGCCAGUGUGCCGGCUGCUGGAGACGACCCUGCGGAGCACCCACCUGCCCAGCCGCAUCGGAGCGCUGCACGGGGUCCUCUACGUGCUGGAGUGUGACCUGCUGGACGACACCGCCAGACAACUCAUCCCCACCGUCAGCGAGUACCUGCUGUCCAACCUCCGAGCCAUAGCACACUGUGUGAACCUACAUAACCAGCAACACGUGUUGGUGAUGUGUGCUGUGGCGUUCUACAUGAUGGAGAACUACCCUCUGGAUGUGGGGUCAGAGUUCAACGCUGGCAUCAUUCAGCUGUGUGGGGUAAUGUUGUCGGCGAGUGAGGAGGCCACGCCGUCGGUCAUCUACCACUGCGUGCUGCGGGGGCUGGAACGGCUGCUGCUGUCGGAGCAGCUGUCCCGCGUGGACGCCGAGACGCUGGUCAAACUAAGCGUGGAGCGCGUCAACAUGCCCAGCCCCCACCGCGCCAUGGCCGCCCUGGGCCUCAUGCUCACCUGCAUGUACACAGGUGACCCGGACGAUGCAGGAAAGGAGAAGGCGAACGUUGGUCACCCCGCUGAUGGCGACCCAACUGCCACAGACAGUGAGACCGUCAUUGUUGCUAUGGAGCGCGUGUCUGUGCUCUUUGACAGGAUCCGUAAGGGCUUCCCUUGUGAAGCUCGUGUGGUAGCGCGGAUUCUGCCCCAGUUCUUGGACGACUUCUUCCCCCCACAGGAUGUCAUGAACAAGGUCAUUGGAGAGUUCCUGUCCAAUCAGCAGCCUUACCCACAAUUCAUGGCAGCAGUGGUCUAUAAGGUUUUCCAGACGCUACACGCCACAGGCCAGUCGUCCAUGGUGCGCGACUGGGUGCUGCUGUCCCUCUCCAACUUCACCCAGCGCACCCCUGUGGCCAUGGCCAUGUGGAGCCUGACCUGCUUCUUCGUCAGCGCCUCCACCAGCCAGUGGAUCUCGGCUCUCCUGCCUCACGUUAUCAGUCGCAUGGGCAGGUCAGACACUGUGGACGUCAGCCUCUUCUGCCUGGUGGCCAUGGAUUUCUACCGGCACCAGAUCGACGAGGAGCUGGACCGCCGCGCCUUCCAGUCCGUCUUCGAGAUGGUAGCCUCGCCCGGCAGCCCCUACCACCAGCUGCUGUGCUGCCUGCAGAGCAUCCACCAGGAAACUCCGCUAUGAAGCAGCCCGCCAGCCAUACACCAGGACACCUCAUUAUGUCACAGCCUACACUACCGAUAAAACACCAAGACACCACCUUAUGACACCCUGUAUCCACAAUGUACUGGGACGCCUUUUUGUCCAAAGGCCCAUCUAUGGUGCACCAGGAUGCAUCGUCACAAGACCACGGCCCUCAAAAGAGUUUCUCGAAUCACUGUGAGGUAGCCUUCCCACAAUGCACAGGGACUCCUUGCAGAGUGAUUGACAUAGAGCAAACGAAGAAGUCGUACUAAAAUCUCCUUUGUAAAUCUGAACCAUUAUGAUGGAAACCCCCACAUACAGUAUGCCAAGGUGUUUAAUCAAUGGCACACCUGUGCAUGAAAACACAUUUCUCUACAGUCGUGUUCACAAUAGUGUGGUAUAUAGAGACUGUCAUAUGUUUUGGACAGACAGCUGAACCUCUCCUGAAGCUAGCUAUCUGUGUUCAACCAACAGGGUCUGGCUAAGACCUUCUCCUGCAGGUUUUGGCACAGGCUGCAAUACAUGGGAGACAGCCUGUUUAACUGACAAAGGCCUUGCUAAGAAGGGGUCUACAUCUCAAUCACAGGUCUUUUCCACUCCUUCAGAAUCUCCCUCGUCUGCAAAAUGGCGGCUAAUUAGGACUCUCUCUCUGCUUCCCUCCCCAUUUCUGUCUGAAAAAAAAAAAGAUGAAUUCCUUUUCUUUUUUUUUUGCACGAACUUUGCAUUGCUCUGUGGAUGCACUUGAACACUGAACAGAAAAUAUUAAUUAUAAAUUCAUUUGUAUGUGUAUCCUCUCCUGAAAGGAUUAUGCUUGAGCCAUGGCGUUAUUGGAAAAAAAAAAAAAAAAAGACAAAGGAUGUAGUAUAUUUAAACGUAAAUAUGUGGUCGAUGCUUCUAUUUUUUUGGUGCCGUUUUUGUUUCAGAAAGUCUUCAGGAGUGAUUUCAAUGAUAGGGGGGUUGGAAUCUUACACUGUCCUCUGUGUGAAUCUCUUCUAGUUCCUUUUUUAAUAUUUUGGUCACUAUUGUCAAUACUGGACUGCCCUUGAUGGAGAGUGGAAAAACUCUUCUGCAAGGUUUGGUAAUAGCCAUAAUAACCAUACUAUUGUUUCUCUAUUGAUUGUAUUGUCAUGGUGGACAACAUUUUUUUUUUUGUCAAGCAUGUCGCAACAAGUUAUUUGUCCAUUAAGGCAACCGCCUUGCUUAGUGUGACUGUUUAAAUCUCAGGACACAAAAUGUGAUUAUUGAUCCCCAAAAUGACUAGAAGUUAUAUUUUAAAGGAGGGUGUGUUUGUGUUGUAUAAAAUGUGUGAAGGAUAAAACAAAACUAGAGAAAUCUGUGCGGAAGGGAUAUGUGUUUGAUGGAGAAGGGGCCAUCCAGAUGCCCCUUUGCUACUGAUCGUCAUGCAUACAGCAUCGUGGAUGCUAACGUCUGAAUGCCCACUUGUUUUCUAUUAGGCCUGUGUCACGUAUGCUUUGCUUAUUCAUUGGGCGGCAGGACUCUGUCUGGAUCUGUCUGAGCACUACUGAACUGUUAUUAAAAAAAAUCAACAAUAAAUUCCAUUUUAUAAUCUAA
This is a messenger RNA of Clupea harengus (Atlantic herring), 11358 nucleotides long. RefSeq names its product huntingtin (gene htt). NCBI's taxonomy places the organism in Eukaryota, Metazoa, Chordata, Actinopteri, Clupeiformes, Clupeidae. Gene Ontology annotation, cellular component: nucleus; cytoplasm. The coding region runs from base 331 to 9786 and encodes 3151 amino acids. The record is from RefSeq and is a predicted model, not a curated record. The transcript is spliced from 67 exons.